AUGAGUUCAAAUUUUACUCCAGGAACAGCAGCUGUUCCUACAGCUGAAAUCGAGUUAUCAAUAUCUUGCAGAUCACUGCAAAGUAAAGAUUUGCUCUCUAAAUCUGAUCCCAUCUGUAUAACUUUCAUACACCCUUUUGGUGAAAAAAGGUGGGUUGAAUAUCAUAGGACAGAAUGCAUUAACGACAAUCAUGAUCCUGACUUUUUGUCAAAAGUAAAAAUUCAGUAUUGUUUUGAAGAGCAACAAAAUUUAAAGUUUGAAGUUUAUGAUGUUGACAGUAAUAGUACUUGUCUGUCUGAUCAUGAUUUCUUAGGUUCUGUACAAUGUACUGUAGGACAGUUAGUUAGUAAUGGAAGUGUUAAAUUGGCAUUAAGUCCUACAAAUGGUGGAAUCGGUGACGGUUCUUGUGGUUACAUUAUUAUAGUUGCUGAAGAAUUGUCUACAUUAAAAGAUGAAAUAACCUUUCAAUUCUCUGGAAUAGGUUUAGAUAAAAAAGAUUGGUUUGGGAAAUCUGAUCCUUUUUUAGUUAUUCAUAAAUCUACUGAAUCUAAUUUAUAUGUGGUGGUACACAAGACAGAAGUUAUAAAAAAGACAUUGAAUCCAAAGUGGAAAAAAUUUACUAUACCUAUUGCAACAUUAUGCAAUGGAGAUUUGGAUAGAAAUUUAAAAAUAGUUUGUUGGGAUUGGAAUUCGAGUGGUAACAACAGUCUUAUUGGAGAAUUUUAUACUACUUUGAGAGAGUUGAGUGAAAGUGAGCCUGGAUUAAAAAAAAUACCUCUUAUACAUCCAGACAAAAAAAAGUCAUCUAGUUAUAAACAUUCUGGAGAGAUUCUGCUCGAGUAUUUUGAGAGAUCUUCCGUUGAUUCCUUUUUAGACUAUAUAAGAGGUGGAGUCCAACUUCAUUGCUCAAUUGCAAUCGAUUUUACUGGUUCUAAUGGUGAUCCUUUAUCUCCUGAUUCACUUCAUUACAUUAGCGAGCAGCCUAAUUAUUAUGAGCAAGCCAUUAUUUCAGUGGGACAAAUCAUAAAAGACUAUGACUCUGAUCAACUAUUUCCUGUAUUAGGAUUUGGAGCUCGUCUACCUCCAGAUGGACGAGUUUCACAUGAAUUUUUUGUCAACAUGCAUCCAACCAAUCCAUACUGCCAUGGAAUAAAUGGAGUUUUAGAAGCAUAUCGCAGUUGCAUUCGUCAAAUUCAAUUAUUCGGUCCAACAAAUUUUGCACCAAUAAUUAAUCACGUCGCAAAAUUUGCAGCUUCUUAUAAAGAUGGCUCAAAUUAUUUUAUUUUGUUAAUAUUGACGGAUGGAAUCAUUACCGACAUGCCUCAAACAAUCCAGGCUAUUGUUCAAUCUUCAUCUCUGCCGUAUUCCAUAAUUAUUGUCGGAAUUGGAAAUGCGGAUUUUUCUGCAAUGGAAACACUCGAUGCAGACACGGUUGCUCUUCAACACAAUGGAGUAAAAGCACAAAGAGACAUUGUACAGUUUGUUUCGUUUAAUAAGUUUUUAUCUAUUGCUGAUCCUGGUACAGCUAGAAAUCGAUUGGCGCGAGAAGUUCUUGCCGAAAUUCCUAGACAGUUUAUGAGUUACAUGAAAAUUAAUCAAAUUCGUGCCAAAAAUCCUAAAAAAGAUAUAACUUUCUUGCCCCCAGAUCCUGAGACAUUGUAA
Messenger RNA from Pediculus humanus corporis (human body louse), 1662 nucleotides. RefSeq names its product Copine-8, putative. Gene Ontology annotation, cellular component: plasma membrane. The transcript is spliced from 5 exons. Gene Ontology annotation, molecular function: calcium-dependent phospholipid binding. The coding region runs from base 1 to 1662 and encodes 553 amino acids. Lineage: Eukaryota; Metazoa; Arthropoda; Insecta; Psocodea; Pediculidae. The record is from RefSeq and is a predicted model, not a curated record. Gene Ontology annotation, biological process: cellular response to calcium ion.